Rhizoctonia solani is the source of this 993-nucleotide messenger RNA. RefSeq lists its product as uncharacterized. The transcript is spliced from 3 exons. The coding region runs from base 1 to 993 and encodes 330 amino acids. The record is from RefSeq and is a predicted model, not a curated record. NCBI's taxonomy places the organism in Eukaryota, Fungi, Basidiomycota, Agaricomycetes, Cantharellales, Ceratobasidiaceae.
AUGGCUGGUGCAGUAGAAGGACCAUUUGUUCCGACCAACUCGCUACUUGCCCCUACUCCCACGUCUGGUGUGGCUUCCUCUUCUCGAACCGGUCGAUCGCCUCUUUCCGCAAAACCUGCGCCUCCAGCCACGUCUAAUGCGGUUGCGGAUUUAAGGCUUGAGCUCGGUGUAUCUCGAAUAACGUGUGAAAUGGGGUCGAGGUUGCUCGUGUCGUAUGUUGAGCUGUUGUUGUACCUCAAGGGCCAAGUUCCUUUUCCUCCGUCUCAGCUCCGUAGGAUGGUGGCUGGUGGACGAAAAGGAAGCCCACACCAAAACAAGCUCCUCAAGUCCUUGAGCGCACUAUCAGAAGAUCUUCCUUCGACGCUGUCCGCUUGUGGUUCUUCAAGGACUGUAACCUUUGCGAUCGUAUUCGGACUAGGUCGAGAAAAGUGUCUUAUACAGUUAUCGGGAGCCGAAUUUGGGCAAGUAAAAGCCGACGAGGAUGACACGGAGCUCGCAAAGGAACCACUCGAGCAAGAGAACCAAAACGACACAACGGCCCCAUCAAAUGAAAAUCUCAAAUUCAAUACUGUACCCGCCAAACGACGAGUUCCUGGCCGCCCUCCGCUGCAAGAACUCACAUCCACCGACUCGCUCUCCUCCCAGCUGUCCUCCAUCUCGCUCCGACCCAGCGUGGACGAAACGAUGAUCCGACAGGCUGAGCGUGCGCUUUCCCAGGUUAUGGCGUGCUCAGAGGUCGAGUUCAAGAGCGACUUGCAUCCCGUGGGUGCACAGAUUUUCGUUCGAGCACCCAGGUCGUUCAAGCAUCCGUCGUGGGCGGUUCGUCCCGAGGCGGCGAGGAUGUUGGACGCUCCAUUAAAGGCGCUGAACGAGUCGGAUACGCCCCUUGUCGAGACGGUUCGUGUGCUUGCAAAGGAUGCAUCUGUUGUGGUUGACGAGGCGGAAGAGAUGAUUUGGUGGGGUUGGGACGGGAGGUUAGCGGGGUACGCAUAA